This is a messenger RNA of Alosa sapidissima (American shad), 2670 nucleotides long. It is a transcript of the gene cradd, whose product is annotated as CASP2 and RIPK1 domain containing adaptor with death domain. The coding region runs from base 345 to 944 and encodes 199 amino acids. NCBI's taxonomy places the organism in Eukaryota, Metazoa, Chordata, Actinopteri, Clupeiformes, Clupeidae. The record is from RefSeq and is a predicted model, not a curated record. Gene Ontology annotation, biological process: signal transduction; regulation of apoptotic process. The transcript has 2 exons. Gene Ontology annotation, molecular function: protease binding; death domain binding.
CCUCCUGGAAAAGUAAACACGAGAAACAUUGACGUAAGAAGAACAAGCAGUAGCUAUCGUAACAUCAUAUUUCACAGUACAUUUCUUAUGUUAUGUCUAAAGAAAACAAUUUGCCCUUGAAUAUGCCUAGUAAAUGUUUAUUGAAGUGCAGGACUUUGAUGAAGGCUAGAUACGAGAUAAAUGCAUGUUAGCUCAUUGUGUGAUGAGUGACUUCAGACUAUCAAGUUAGCUUGCUAACUAGUCAGAAGUUCUUGGUUAGUUGUGACUUGCUGCUGUGACUUAAUGUCAUUUCAUUCAGCCAACACGUUACCAACGUAUUUAUCAGAUAAUUUGCUGGUAUUGACAUGGAGCCUCAGCAUAAAUAUAUUCUUCGUAAACACAGACUGGAUCUUUCCUCAAACAUCAGCACAGACGACACUAUCGUGCAGUACCUUUACCAGGAAGACAUCCUAACAUUGGAUCACGUGGAGGAGAUUCAGGCACAGAGCUCUAGCAAAAAGAGAACUUUAAUGUUGCUCGACAUCCUCCCAGGCCGAGGGCCGAAAGCCUUCGGGACAUUUCUGGAGGCUUUGGAGGUGGAAUACCCAUGGGUGCAGGAGAAGCUGUUGCAGAGACUGGACAACAACGCUGUCCAAAUCACAGGAACAGACCACUGGGCUGUUUCAGAGUCGGUUCUGCAGUCAGUUCCGUCCGAGCGUCAGCUGAACCGGCUGGCGGGUCGCCUGGGUCCGGAGUGGGAGUCCGUUCUGCUGGACCUCGGCCUUUCUGCCGAGGAUGUGUACCGUUGCCGUGCCAACCACCCUCUGGCCGUGCAGAGCCAGGUUCUGGCAGGCCUGGUUCUGUGGAAGCAGCGGAUCGGCCGGAGGGCCACGGUCCAAGCGCUUGUCCAGAGCCUGCAGGCCGCGGAACUGCACCCCUCAGUACUGGACCAGGUGUUUCUGUGACCCAGGGCCGCAUACUCCGCCCUGUCACCUGAAAAGCACUGCAGCACUGCCUACAGGACCAAAUUCAACUGCAAAGCACUGCAGCACUGGUAGCCUACAGGACCAAAUUCACCUGCAAAGCACUGCAGCACUGGUAGCCUACAGGACCAAAUUCACCUGCAAAGCACUGCAGCACUGGUAGCCUACAGGACCAAAUUCACCUGCAAAGCACUGCAGCACUGGUAGCCUACAGGACCAAAUUCACCUGCAAAGCACUGCAGCACUGUCCGUCACACUCAUAGCAUUCACAUGCCACUAUAUGUUGCCGUCAACCACUCACUCUUAAAGCACUGGACACCAUUACAGCUCCCAACGCAGUAAGGUUACCGCGCUCCGCACUCACGUCAGAGUUUGCGCCUGCCACACUUGAACCAACAGGAAACGGCUACAGGACUAGCAGCAUAUUCAAUUGACAUUCAUAACAGACACCUACAAAAGGAUUGUCCAUGAACUUGAAAAGCUACUGACUUAUUGGUCAUCUCUUAAAAUUCUUUUGCAAAGUAAUAAAAUGGAGAAAAUUAGGUUUACACAGCAUGAGAAUAGCAUCCCAAUGAUUCUUUUCCCCCUCACUAUUGUUUGUGAAUGCAAAGGUGCUUUGUGUCCUAUCUGGGUUCCUGUAGCCCAGCUGGGUAAGCAUGCGUGUGACGUGGUCUGUGUGUGUGAGAGAGUGAAUACGCUUGUUUUUGCUCUUGUUAUAGUGUUUGUUUACACAUUCGACCAAUGUGUCCUGUUUGCCCUCAGGUGAACCCAUUCACCGGCCUCUGAUAUCCUCACCUCUCUUCACCCCAACACAACCACACUCUCACUUACACACACACACUCACACACAGACCACCCCCACUCGCCCCUGACCUGCACUUUCAAAAACACACUCAUACAUGCUUCUGACCUGGACUUUACCCAGCAAACUCACCCACUGACACAGCCGAUGGUACAGGGCCCAGUCAGGCGCCGUGGUGUUCGUGGCGGGUUAGGGGUGGGAGGGACUCCCCUGUCCUCCCUGUUUAAUGAUUGACAGGAAGCCACUUGUUUGUCUGUUUUUUGUUUUUCUGUUUUCUAUCUCAGGAUUACAAUUGAAGUGUCCGCGUUUUCUAAUCUAAAUUGAAUUUACAGGUUGUCUAUACGAAUCAGCACCAUCAUCACCUUAGUAUUUGACUUGUUUUAGGUGUCUUUUAGACAGAAACUAAUUGAUAGUUUUCAAAUGAACUAAUCAAAAACAAAUCAAAAUGUGCAUAGGGGCCAUUACUAUGUUGUUGUGUAUUAUCGCAGAGAGUAAAGUUGCACCUCUGGUUAGAUGCUAACUGCAUUUCAUUGGCUCUGUACUUGUACUCAAUGACAAUAAAGUUGAAUGUAAUAUAAUUUGAUCUAAUCUAGAGGUUUAAGACUUUCAGAUUGGAGGUGCAUGUGCAUUAAUGAACUUUAAUGAAAGGAAACCUUUACGAAACACUGAUGAACGCUGAAAAAUAGUCCUCUUUUAUAAAAUAAAACAUGUAAAAUGAAAAAAAGACAUGUGUAUCUGUGUUUUUAGGCCUUUGUGCACUGAUCAGGGAUUUUGCAUUUAUCAUUUGCAGUUAUCAUGUGAAGCUUUAUGAGAUUUUCUGUCUCUAAAGGUGUUUAGUCCCCAACGUGUUUAUCUUGUCAUGUUUUUUUGGUAUUCUAAUUUAACAGACCAUUAAAUGGAUGAUGG